AUGUCUCAAAUCUAUUCCCCAAAAGGAAAAGUAUCAACUGCAAAACUAGUUUAUCAUAAAGCAGGUUGUAAUUUCCAAAUUGAAACAAUUAAAGGCGAACAAUUUGCUACAACAAAUUACAUAUAA
Entrophospora candida is the source of this 126-nucleotide messenger RNA. NCBI's taxonomy places the organism in Eukaryota, Fungi, Glomeromycota, Glomeromycetes, Entrophosporales, Entrophosporaceae. The record is from the annotation of a GenBank genome assembly.